UAUUUUUAUUUAAUAUUACUUUUUAGGUGACUGAAAUUCCUAAGAACAAGUUGCAGCUGGUUGGUGUUACUGCCAUGCUCAUUGCCAGUAAAUAUGAAGAGAUGUAUGCUCCAGAAGUCGCUGACUUUGUUUACAUAACUGACUCGACGUACUCCAAUACUGAAAUUAAAGCCAUGGAGAGAAACAUCCUAAAAACACUUGAUUAUAGUUUUGGUAAUCCACUCUGCCUUCACUUCUUGAGACGUAACUCAAGAGCUGGCGAUGCUACUCCUCAGAUGCACACGAUGGCCAAGUUUUUAAUGGAGCUCUGCCUCCCUGACUACUCAAUGCUGGAAUACCUUCCUUCUCUAGUUGCAGCUGCUGCCCUUUAUAUCUCUAAUAAAUUAUACUCUGAUGGAGAAUGGACUCCUGCUCUAAGACAUUACAGUCAAUAUACAGAACCUGAUGUCCUCCCUUGUGUCGGCAAAAUGGCGUCACUGGUACUAAGUAUGCACACGGCGAAGCAACAAGCAGUGAAGAACAAAUACUGCAGCAGUAAAUUUAUGCGUAUUGCGAAGGAGCCCUGUCUUCAGGGGAAAAUAAUGAAAGAACUAGCUUCAGUCUCUCUCUCUCAAUAAGUUAACAACACUGGUUCUCCUAUUUAACUCAUUCACUCACUGCUCUUUUCUUUGAGUCUUACAGUGUGCUGUCUCUCUCUCUCUCUCUAUUAUCAUUAAUUUAUUAUUAUUAAUUAAUAUGUUCAUUUCUUCCUUGCAUAUGGUGUCAUUAUUUUGGUGGAAAAUUAUAUUUUGAGUGAACACCUAAGUGCAGUGUUGUUCCCAUCCAUA
Molecule: messenger RNA, 827 nt
Organism: Amphimedon queenslandica
Lineage: Eukaryota; Metazoa; Porifera; Demospongiae; Haplosclerida; Niphatidae
Product: G2/mitotic-specific cyclin-B-like
Exons: 3
Coding region: 75-617 (180 amino acids)
Source: RefSeq, a predicted model, not a curated record